ACUCGCCGAACUCAGUCAGUUGUCGGCUGACCGACGGGGACGAUUGUUGCACCGUUGCGCUUCGACGCUCGUCCGGUUUCAAUAACGAUCGCGCGCGUCCACGUGGUUCUCGCGUAAAUCCGAAUUGGAGACGAACACCACCGCCAACGGACGGAAAAUGCGAAUCGCGUAUUGAACAUAACAAUGCUGACGAACGUCAUAAUUAGUGACGGCGAUAAUAAACGAACGAUACGUUUUUAAAUCCACGCGUCGUCUACGUUUUUCGUUUUUCCGUCACUACCCCCGUCGAAUACGAUCGUUUUCCGAUUACGUUACGCGUUUCCCUUCUUAUUACUCUCGUCGCCUUCCCACACGGACCAUGUUGCGUGACUAACAAACUAUUAAUAUUUCGUUUACCGUACACGGUAAACGUUGUCGACCGAGUGGUUUCCCGAAGAAUUUUGAAACGGUUUUCAAUUCAACGAAACGGUGUUCGCUGCGCCAUGAUCGCACUCCAGACGAAAUUACGCGGAUGUGCCGUCGGUGGCAUGCCGAAAGCGGUCGACAGGCCAGCGCGCAUGACAUCACGACGAUAACGGUCUGAAAAACGUAUUCCUCUGGUAAUCGUCAAUGAACGCAACUGUUUGAAUCGUUCUACCAAAGCUCUGAGAAUCACGACACGGGUAAGAUAAUGUCAUUGGGUCCCGUCAUCCUAUUGACUGUAAUUUGGUUAGCCAUGUUCAAGAUAUUGACCUGCGAAUCGCUCCACAACAGUGGAAUUCACCGUGGUCGUCAUAAGUAUAAGCGACGACAUUUAUUUUCCGAAGAAAAUAAUCGCCAUGUCCGUCUUCAUUAUGAAAACUUACCACUGGAACAAGAUGCGUCAUUAUUAAUGUUGGAUGAGGACAAUGAAGACGUCUCUGUUGAUGCUUCUUUUGAAUUGGACAAGCCACUUCCUAUCGACCAAGUGGCCAUUCCGGUUGGAGGAAAAGCAUAUCUGCCGUGUGACACGCGGUAUGCCGGCCAAGACACUAGUACGUCUGUCGAUUCUGCCGGAUUUUUCAUGGUCAUGUGGUUCAAAGAACAAAAGGAAAACCACUCAGAUGAUCCAAUCUUCGAGCAAACCGGAGCAUCGUCUUCGUCCACUGCUGGUGAACCUAUAUUCACGUACGACACGAGACAGUUAUCGGCAAGUAUACAAAAUCCACCGAGAUGGUGGUCAUCGCCUUUGGGGUUCGGUGACCGAGCCUACUUUCACACGAGCAACAGUGAAUUACAGAAGUUCGACCAGGAUUUAGUUGAUCAUCUGACAGUGGACAGAGCCAUGGCCACCGAUACCGGGAUAUACAGAUGCAGAAUUGACUUCCUAAAAGCGCCCACUCGAAACCGUCUAGUCAACCUAACAGUCAUAGUCGCUCCGGGUCGGCCGAAAAUUUACUUCGAACAGAAAAAUACAGUUGAAGGGAACAGUCCAGAAAAUUAUCAACGAGAUUCGGAAAACAUCGUUAUCGACGAGGGCACUCCAACAGUCACAUUGGUGUGCAUCGUUAACGGAGGAUGGCCGCGACCGCGGUUGACGUGGUACAACGAGAACGCCGUGCUGGACUCCACGUACAGUCUGUCGGGCGAUGAGAACGAGAAUAGUCAUGGACAACGCAAGAACGGCCGUCCCUCCGUCACCGGUAUGACCACGGUGAACCGUCUGGUGUUGACCAACUUGACCCGGUGGCACUCGGUGAUGGGCCAGCGGCACGCGACCACGGGCACGGCGCGGUUGACGUGCCAGGCGAGCAACAGCAUCACCACCGCUUCCGCGUCCAACGGGCUCUCGCGGCCCACCGUCGUCGCCGGCACCAGGAACCUACCGCCACCCGCCACCACCGAACACACGUACAUCCGACUGAACCUGAAACCUACUGAAGUGCAAAUCGUAUCAAUAAGAGGAAAGAGCGAAAAUCAUUCAAAAACUGAAGGGAAUCAUAUUUUUGACAAAAAUGAAGUGGUCGUGACGGAAGAUGCAACAGGCCAUAAGAAGUAUAUGAUAAGAGCUAACCGGAUGUAUCGAGCCGAGUGUCAGUCAAAAGGAUCGCGGCCACUGGCCACGAUUGAAUGGUAUCUGUUAAAAAAAAAUCAACGCUAUGCUGUCGGUCAAUCUGCAAAUGGUUCGUCAGACACGUCGUCCUCGAUGAUUCGUUUGGAAGAAAAAAGGGGUAGCAUGUCAAAGGUCUCAGAUGGUACAUUGACCAUCGUAGUAGAAACGCUACAGACGCCAGUAACGGUAACUGACAAAGAUGAAACGGUAGUAACGACAAGUAUUCUACAUUUUAAGCUCCAAGAACCAACAUCUGUAGUCAUAGAUGCAAAUGACGAUAACGAAUCAACCUUAGUCUGCCGAGCAUACAAUCCAGCCAUCAAGACAAUUGAUCAUCAUUACAUUGAAACCAAAAUCACAUUGGACGUACAUUACCCUCCCAUAGUUCAUUUACAAUUUGGCAAUCGUAUGUUGGACACGGGAAGCAUAGGUCCUGGAGAAGACGUGUAUUUCGAAUGCGCGGCCCGAGCCAAUCCAUCAAGUACCAUCCGUUACAGUUGGUACCAUAACGGUGUUCGGUUAAUGCAAGAAACUGAGAAAAGACGAACAGACGAUGGAGAAAAAAGAGGCGAGAAGAAAAACAACAGACUUGCCAGUCGAGUUAUACAGUACAGUCAGUUAGGUAGUUUGGUAUUGCAAUCCGUGAAAGCCGCUGCCGCGGGAAGAUAUACAUGCCAAGCAACAAAUGGAAUCAACUACGAUAGCAAUGACAACAAAAUGAUGAGCAAUUCCGUACGGUUGUUCGUAAAACACGUGCCAGUGUGCCGGCACCGCGAAGACGUGGUGAUCGUGAUGAAGAAGUCGGACCCGGUGACCGGGCCGGUGAUCCGGUGCCGGGCAGGACACGGACAUCCGCCGGCCAACCAGUACAAUUGGAGAUUCUACCCGGAACAGGCCGAGCCGGAGCGUCGGCACAGCGGGCCGUCGCCGGAUGGAUCCGACGGGAUGAUGGCGUACGCCGGACGGUCUACCAGAGGGCUGGGAUCGUUGCUUGCGGAGACGGCUGUGCCGGACGGCGGCGGCGGAACAUCAUACGCAUUCACCACGAAUACGCCGGUGUUGAAAUCGUACGCGUCCAACGUGGCCGCCGCCGCUGCCGCUUCGUCCGCUUCAUCCGCUUCGGGCGUGGCGACAUCCCCGAAGUUCUUGCACGGUCGCUUGGAGUGCCGGGCCGUCAACUCGAUGGGCGUGCAAACGAAACCGUGCGUUUACCGUAUCACAGAUAAAAUGUUGAUCGGUCAAGGCCAUCGUGAAAUCGCUGAUUGUCGACCGAUGUCAAGGAAGGAACUACCAAACGAAACCGUCAACUCCUCUGAUUUAUAUCCGUGUGGUAUUAAAGUGGAGGACAUGGUCACCAACACAAACCGAAAGAUAAGAUUUUGCAUUGCAUGCACACUAAACGAAUCUUCGUCGCAUUACCAUAACCAGCGGUUCAGUUACAUACUGCAGUUAUUGAAAAACUUGCCGGGAAAAGCACCUUCGUCAGUUAUUAUUGCAUUUAAUAUAACUGGUGUUACCAUAACCGAUAAUAGUGGAAACAAUAAAACUAAUUCUAACGAACAAGACGAGGAUGAUUAUUAUUCGUAUUUCGAUCCAGAAGAAGAGGACAUGAAAUAUGGAGAGAGGGGCGAUUAUAGUCAAGAGAUUAAAAACGUUGUUCAGAGAGUAGUAUUUGUUAUUGACGACAGUGUGGAACCAGGAAUGUACCGGGGAAGAAUUUAUAAUAGUAAUGAAGGCAUCAUAUCAUCGAUCGUAAAGGGAAUGAUCAAUGUGGCAGCUGCUACAAUGAAUGAUAUCAAUGUCAAUGAUGAUUCCGACAACUAUAUCAUUGAUGAAAUUGAAGACAACAACACAGACGAGUCGAUACUGGGGUACGCGUGGCAUCGCGUCACCAUCGCGUUAGUGGAAAUGUUCUCGGUCGUGGUACCGCCACCGCCUCCGCCGCCGCCACCGCACUACCAAGAAUUCGACGGAGCCGACCGCAGGCGACAGCCGCACAGGCAGUGGCAGGCCGCGUCCGCCGCGCUCACCGCGGUACUGGUGGCCGUAGUCAUCGCGCUGUCGUGCGGCAUUUGCGCCGUGGUGGCCCUACUGUACCGCAGGCAGUACUACAACCGGCGCACCGAUCGCGGCCACGUGUACGGACUCGGGCGCAAUGAAGCGGACGACGCGGACGGCAGAACGGACGACGACGUCAGUGGGGCCGCGGGUAAACUCGUCGCGGGACACCGGCGGAAAACGCCAGAACCGGCGGGCACGCAAGCACAACAGGAACAGCCGCCGCAGUCAUCGGCGUCCAGGUCGUACGCGGUCAAUGGUGCGGCGAACAACAACAACAGCAAUAACAUCAACAACAACGUGGACGACGAUCACGACGGAGCUUCCGAGACGCAAGUGUCGCCGACGCACCAGCGCCAACACCAGAAAUGCGCCGAGCAACUUCGGAAAUGCCGACCGCCGACCGCCGACGUCCGGGUGGUCGUGAACAAGUCGACGCCUCGGCCAGCCGUCAUGAGCAUCCACCGCGACGAUGGUGCCGGUCCGGACAUCGUCAUGUCCACCACUUACACGGCCAUCGCAACAGAUAUAUUAGACAGUACUUGGCAGCAACAGCAACAACCGCUGCAGCCGCAACAAAUGAAGUUCAACACAAUUAACAGCAAUCACCAGUGGUCGUCGUACCAAUUUCAAUAUCAGAAACCCAACUCAACAAUAGUUAUUCCAAAAUCUACCUUUCCUCCAACUAAUACACCGGCAACAGCGGAAGUUUUGACAAGCAAACAUUCAUCGUCUAGAACAAUCAAUCCGGCAAUAGGCGAACCUCUACUGCCGGUACCAUCCCGGGUAUUGCUGAACGCGCUCCAUCGAGAAUCGUCCAUAUGAAACUAUAAUUGACCAUAUAGGUUUUUAUAAUAUAAUAUAAUCGUUGUCUAAAAAAAAAAAAAAGACUUUUAUCUCUUUUUCUCUAACAUUAUUUUUCCAUUCUUUAUGUUCUAAUCAUUAUUAGAUAAAGGAAUUGUAUGUGUUAACCAUAAUACCUACAAGUUAUAUACUGUCUAAUUUUAUCGACUAUUGUUGCCACAUUGUAAUAUUAUUCUAUACGUUUUUUUUUAUAUUUAUUAUUAUUAUUAUUACUAUUAUUGUUUAAUGCAAUGUUUACUGUAUACCGUUAUCGUUAAGUCUUGAUAAUAAGUUUUCAUUCCUACAGGCGCGUUACCAAUUUUAAGUUUAAAACUUUUAGUCCUAUAAUUUCCGUAUAUUAUUCCUUAGCAUAAUAGGAUCAAUCAAAAUAAUAAAUAUUAAACUUUGGCAUCGUUUGUUUUUAGGAAAAAUAUUUGUAUUGUGAUUGGAUAUAACAUGAUUGCCGUUGCCAUAUUAUUACGUGUAUUGUGUACAUAUCAAUAUACUACGUGUUAUAACUUUA
This is a messenger RNA of Sipha flava (yellow sugarcane aphid), 5495 nucleotides long. RefSeq lists its product as uncharacterized. The record is from RefSeq and is a predicted model, not a curated record. The coding region runs from base 671 to 4954 and encodes 1427 amino acids. The transcript is spliced from 14 exons. Lineage: Eukaryota; Metazoa; Arthropoda; Insecta; Hemiptera; Aphididae.